This is a messenger RNA of Gamsiella multidivaricata, 759 nucleotides long. RefSeq lists its product as uncharacterized. The transcript has a single exon. The coding region runs from base 89 to 742 and encodes 217 amino acids. NCBI's taxonomy places the organism in Eukaryota, Fungi, Mortierellomycota, Mortierellomycetes, Mortierellales, Mortierellaceae. The record is from RefSeq and is a predicted model, not a curated record.
GUCGUCAUCGUCAUCGUCAUCGUCGUCCGUGCCAAGGUACAACAGAGCUAAAUUCGGCUCUGAAACCGGCGCUACCAAGACAACGUGGAUGAGGCCUGUCACGGCCCCAGUUACAUCUGCGAGCAAACCUCAAGCGAGCGCGACUACUGGCGCUCCCAGCUCGGUCACCAGGCCUUCAAUGCCCACUGUAUUUUUCAAUAUGUCACCAGACAUGCUAGCGAUGCAACACGAUGGGCAGCAAAGAAGCAGGAGAGCAAGAUUGGAUGACGAUAAUCAAGACGACUUUGAGGAGAAUGACGCUCCGAAGAAACCAUGUAAUGCGUUUUUACUUUAUCGAAACCAGCGAUCUAAGGACAAGCAGGAAUACUAUAAGUCCACGAAAGGGUCAGGAGCUCUGAUUUCAAAGGAUUCGUCUAAGCUUUGGGAAACUGAAGAACCUGAGCUCAAACGUGCGUUUGAACUCGAGGCGGAGAUCUCGCAGGCUCUGUACCAGUCGAAGCUGGCAAAGCGUACACCCGUGAAGCACAAGAAGGGGAGCGCGAAAGGCGCGAAUGCCGGUAAUAAGCUCAAGCUAGGAUCGGAUGGAAGAAGCGGUAGGAACGGUAGGAGGUCGAGAGGAGCGGAUGAUGAGAGCGCGCGCAAGCCGGGUACGGAAGAAGGGAAGGAGCAGGAGGAGAAGGAGGAGAAGGAGGAGGAGGCAAGCUCACAGCCCCCAGGCAAGAGAAGAAAACAUGAGCAGUAACAUGGCAGCAUUGGAGA